Messenger RNA from Sebastes umbrosus (honeycomb rockfish), 2975 nucleotides. Its product is annotated as NACHT, LRR and PYD domains-containing protein 1 homolog. Gene Ontology annotation, biological process: regulation of apoptotic process. The record is from RefSeq and is a predicted model, not a curated record. The transcript is spliced from 14 exons. Lineage: Eukaryota; Metazoa; Chordata; Actinopteri; Perciformes; Sebastidae. Bases 14 to 1774 code for a protein of 586 amino acids. Gene Ontology annotation, cellular component: canonical inflammasome complex.
AACACGCACUCUAAUGGACCUGAAGAGGAAUAGAUAUUUAGCCUUUAGGAUCUUCUGCAAGGAGCUGCUGAAACACAGAGAAAGGCUGCAGCGCAGAGAAGGGCUGCAUUGGGCUACAUUCAGAUCCUUGACGAAUCCAAACCCCACAGAGAUCACCGACCUCUUGGUUUCAACCUUCACCGAGGAUGGUGCUCUGUCAGCGGCUGUGGAUAUGCUGACGAAGAUUGGCUGCCUGGACGAGGCACACAGACUAGCCAUGGAAGCGCCUGGACCGUUCUUCAAGCCUGAUCCCAUGGGCAGUCCUCCCUCAGAUGAACACAUUGUGGAUAGAUGUAAAGAUCAGCUGAUCCAACAUGUGAGCGACGUUGAACCAAUUUUGGAUGAGCUCCUCACCAAGGGGGUUAUUCGACAGGAAAGUUAUGAUAAAAUCAGCGCUCUCCCGACCUCGGAGGAGAAGAUGAGGGAGCUCAUUGAUGGUCAUCUGACAGCUGUUGGGAGCAAAGACGUCUUCUACGACCUCAUUUUGAAGACAUGGCCGACGUUCAAAUUUCAAGGUCCAAAGAUGUCUGGGAGUGAUGACGGACCGUGGCCGAAUGUCGCGUGGCAUGAGGGUAGUUCCUCUAACAAGCUAAUGGUCGUAACCGGAAGUGAAAUGUCCCCUGAGGUUGACUGGAUUAAACUUGAGCCUGAAGUGAACUGUGUGGAUGCAGAGUAUGCUCCAAUUUACAGCCUGCAGUCUGAAGCAGGUAACUUUGAAUGCAGUGUCUCUGGCUUGCGCUGGGUUAGUAAGGAUAAGGUCAGCUUGAAGUACCAGUUUGGCUCCUGGGAGGAGCACAUGGAGAGACUGAAGACCCUGGAUUACUUCCCUGGUGGUCCCCUACUGGACGUUACAGUCAUUGCUGGAAAGUUAGAUGAAGCUUAUCUGCCACACUGGAUCUGCACAGAAGACGUCCCUAGAAUUUUACGCAAGAUGGCAGUCCUCCACAUAGAUACCUGUGGAGACGUUGUGGAACAAGUGUCUGAGGUCACGCCAUCCCAUGUCAAGUUGUCCCAGCCAAUUUUCUCUCCAAAAGGGGUCCUGAUGAGAGUCGGCUUUCCAGUGAAAAUUAACUGUAAAGUGUUAAUAUACAAGACCAACGAAGCAUUCCUCACUCUGCAUGUCUAUCUGAUCCCUCGUGAUCCUGCUCUACAACAGACCAUAAAAAAGAAGGAAUCAUCCAGGGGACACAAAAUGAUCCAAAAGCAGUACCCGGAGAAGUCCCUGAAAAUGCGCGAUCGUUUCAUCCUCACAGCCGAUUUGGACAGUGCAGAAAUUUACCCUGAGAAAUUGAAGCUCAUAUAUGAAGGCAGUGACCCAAACUUCUUUGAAGUGUUCAUUGAAAAUCCAGACAGUCAUUUCCAGCUCACAAUAAGACAUGAAUCUGAACCAGUGUGGACCUGUGCAAUUCGAAAAGAUGACUAUCAAAACACUGGUGAUAUUCAGGAGAAGUAUGAAGAGGCGCUUGCUAGAGUGAGGCCUAAACUUGUGGAGAAAAUGUCCAGAGAGCUGAUUAAUCAGCUGCUGGAUGACCUUUUAGAGGAUGGCGUCUUGAGUGAGGGGGAGAAAGACUCGGUACUUCAGGAGAACAACACCACUGCAGACAGGGCGCGCCGCCUCAUCGACAUGGUGAAAAACAAAGGACGUGAAGCCAGCAGGAAGAUAUUUACUCACCUUCGAAGCAGAGACCCUUCACUCUCCGCUCAGCUGGGGCUGCUCUCUGGCCCGCCUGUUUAACCAGGUAAGGUCUGUCUCAGCAGAGAUGGUCAACAGUAAUGAACCAGGAAGGCUUAUUGUUUGACUUCAAAUGUUUCAAGUGAAAUAUCGUUUUGAACAGUAAUCUGAUAGCAGUGAUAUUGUAUUUUUGUUUUUCCAGCAGUGUUCAAAGAGAGAAAUCCACACUCAUCCCUGCUGCUGAUGCAUUGUGGGUAGAGAAAAUGAAGGCACUGUGUGUGACUUAGGCCCUGUCUACACAUAUAGGCUACAGAUAUUUUUAAAAACAAAUAUUUUCCCUUCCGUUUAAAAAAAAAAAAAGAAUCUGUCCACGUGACCUUCGUUUUGCAAAAUAUCUCCGUCCACACUCGAAUGCAAAAAAGACUUCAAACGCUUGCCGUAACAUUUACAUGUCACCACAAGUGAGAUCACAAGUUAAGGGUCAAGGAAUUUUGUUACCACCCUUCUCACUCCGUUUACUUCAGCUUCAUUACAGUCAGUUUGAUGACACUUAUUGUCCGUGGGUGGCUGGGAUUCCUGUAUCUACGUAGACUAAACACGUCCACGUAGAUACAAAGUAACCAGAGUUUUUAAAAAUCUGCACCUUAGAAGGUGUGAGCCAAAACUCUGUUUGCGUGUGUACGAGAGGCCAAAACGUAGAGGAAAACAUCUGUUUUUAAAAAUAUCUGUGUACGUGUAGACAGGACCUUAAAUGCAUUGAAAGCCAUGAUUGUUUUUAUUGUUAAUAUGUUCAAUCAACUGUAAGCAAUUGAUCAAAGCUGAACUAGUCAAUAUUUUUGUAUUUACAAUGGGUAAAAUAAUGUGAAAGUUGUUGCUUGACAUACCCACAGUUUCCAGCUGCACACGCAGCUAUUUUCACUGAAAAAGCUUUAAUAAACUCAGCAGAACUAGCUGGGGUACACAUUGCAGAUUAAGCUGCUUAAGAGCCUGAUAUUAAGAGAAGGUGAAAACCAAAACAUAUAUGUAAAAAGAGAGUGAAUAAUGGAUUUAUUUUAUUUAUUUAACCAGGCAAGUAAUUAAGAACAAAUUGUUAUUUAUAAUGGCGGCCUGGCAAAAGGCAAAGCCUCUUGAGGGAAGGGGGUAGAGGCUAAAAAAGAAAUAUCAAAAGUUAAAAAGACAGAAGCACACAUCCAAACAUGUCCAUCCAAAUGUUCACUUCUAUGAAAAUGAAGCAUUGCUUUUUUUUUUUGCUGAGGGAAAUUAA